AUGUCGAAUGCUCCGGUAGUGUUCAAGCGCAAAGGGAAGGCAACGCAACGCGCUCGUGUCUCGACCCCAGAGGCGGAGGCCACCGUAGUGGACGGAGGAGAUGCCGAGGUCUCGGAGUCGCCAAGUGCGCUGGCAGCCAAAGUCAAGAGGAAGACUCGCACAAAAGCAAAAUCUGCUUUGAGCUUCGGGGGCGACGAAGAGGAAGCUGGAGAGACCUUCAAGCUCAAGAAGGGAGUCUUGAGCAGCAACCUUGCGAAAGGAAAGGCUUCAACAGGGGUCUCAUCCUCAUCGUUUACACCGCAACAAACAUCGGGUCCCACGUACGAUGCGGCAUAUCUCAACGAGCUGAAAGCGAGCACACCCUCUGCGCGGCCCUCACUGCAUUCAAGUGCGCUGGAUACAGACGUGUCUAUGGACGUUGACGAUCCGUCUCAGUUCUCAGCGAUCACAGUCGAGACUCCGCUGCUGAAUCCAUGCGCAGACGAACAAUCAGAGACAGCAAUACCCUCCGCCUCGUCUAUUCUGUCAGCCAAACAAAAAAGAGAACGUCUCCGCGCCAAUAAAGGCAGCGAGGACUACAUCUCACUCUCACUCGCAAAACAAGAUGACUUCUCGCGGGGUCCUCAUCCAGAAAGUAGAUUGAUGAGAGAAGACGACGAGCUUGGAGACGCUGAUGAUGAAUUCGCCGAGUAUACCAGCGCUCAAGAGAGAAUUGCGCUUGGGAAGAAGUCGAGGAAGAAAGAGGCUCAGAAGAGGAGGGUCGAGAUGAAUGACAUGAUCGUCGAUGCAGAGGAGGAAGACGAAGAGACCAAGGAGUGGGAGCAAGAGCAGCUCCGACGAGGAGGCCUGCGGGCGGAGUCGGUAGAGCCUGCACCUAAACCAGUGUACAAACCUGCGCCAAUACCAAUGGCUACACCCAUACCUACUAUGCCUGGCGCCAUGGCACGUCUCACUAAGUCGAUGUCAGAAUUGACAACUUCACAUGCCGAACACUCUGCGACAAUGGCCAAGCUCGGGGAAGAGCAGCGCAUCCUCGACCAGCGAGAAAAGGAGAUGCGUGAGAUGAUCGCCAAGGCCGAGGAUAAGCGCAGCUGGUUCGACGCGUUCAGGGAGUGGAUAGAGAGCAUGGCCACGUUCCUCGACGAGAAGUUUCCUCCCCUAGAGAAGCUGGAAGAGGAGCACAUCAAUAUCCUCAAAGAGCGCGCAGGUAUUAUCGCCCAACGCCGUAAGGCCGAGGACGAAGACGACCUCGUCACCUUCCUCGGCGUCCCCACAUCCCUUGCCCCCGCCGAAGACGUUGUCGACGAGCUCGGCCGCUCCCUCCCCUCCACGACGUCCCCCGCAGCGCGUCAGUCGCGCCUUCAGGCCCGACAGGCACGUCGCACGCUUCGCCGCGCGACCAACACGAAGCAGGCUGCGUCCGACGAAGAGGGGUACUCGACCGAUGCGACACUCCCAGCAGGCGACAACGAGGACUAUCGGACGGCGAUGGGGCGGCUCGUGGCGGACGGCGCCGCGCUCAUGGCGGACGUCAAGGCCGAGGGGUUCCGCAACCCCGCUGCGGGGCUGGGGAAGUGGUUCGGGGAGUGGCGGGCCAAGUUUGCUGACGUGUAUACGGGUGCGUGGGGCGGGCUCGCCAUGAUCGGUGCAUGGGAGUUCUGGGUACGGCUGGAGAUGCUUGGGUGGAACCCGCUUGAGCGCCCGCGGAGCCUGGACUCGUUCAGCUGGUACGGCGCGCUCUACACCUACUCGCGCCCGUCCCCCGACGACGCAGGAGUAGACGAAGAGGACGACGAGCCGCCGCUCGGCCCCGACGGCGACCUCGUCUCCGCGAUGCUCACCACAGCCGCGCUCCCCCGCCUCGCCGCGCUGAUAACAGCUGGCGCGCUGGACGCGCACUCCGCCGUCGCCCUCCGCCGCCUCCUCGACCUCCUCGACGAGCUCUCACUCUCCGUCCCCUCCGACCACCCGAAGCUCGAGCUACUUCUCAAGGCCACAAAUGCGAUCUACGUGGAUGCCGUCACGCACACCGAGGACGUCCUGAAGCCGUUCAUCGAAGUGCUCCGUGUCGGCCAAGUCCAGGCCAGAUUUGACCCCGCCGCAGUACCUGCUCGCCAACGGGUGCUCAUGCGUCAGCGGAAGCUGCUCGCGGGCUUGCUCAGGUGGCGGAAAGCCGCGGGGGACCGGUUUGGGGCAGGCGCGCUCGUCACGCGGCUCGUCCAGGACAGCAUGCUUCCCAUCGCCGAAACGGGGUGGGAGGUCGGCGGGGAGGAUGUGAUGCGCAAGGUCGCUCAGUCGCUCCCCAUGGACCUAUGUCCGCCGUCACUCCAGUCGUUGCGGUAG
Epithele typhae is the source of this 2343-nucleotide messenger RNA. Its product is annotated as GCFC-domain-containing protein. The transcript has 10 exons. Gene Ontology annotation, biological process: mRNA splicing, via spliceosome; spliceosomal complex disassembly. Gene Ontology annotation, cellular component: nucleus; U2-type post-mRNA release spliceosomal complex. Lineage: Eukaryota; Fungi; Basidiomycota; Agaricomycetes; Polyporales; Epitheliaceae. The record is from RefSeq and is a predicted model, not a curated record. Gene Ontology annotation, molecular function: DNA binding. Bases 1 to 2343 code for a protein of 780 amino acids.